Pungitius pungitius (ninespine stickleback) is the source of this 3568-nucleotide messenger RNA. It is a transcript of the gene cdhr1a, whose product is annotated as cadherin-related family member 1a. The coding region runs from base 164 to 2758 and encodes 864 amino acids. The transcript has 17 exons. Gene Ontology annotation, molecular function: cadherin binding; calcium ion binding. Gene Ontology annotation, cellular component: adherens junction; catenin complex; plasma membrane. NCBI's taxonomy places the organism in Eukaryota, Metazoa, Chordata, Actinopteri, Perciformes, Gasterosteidae. Gene Ontology annotation, biological process: cell morphogenesis; homophilic cell-cell adhesion; adherens junction organization. The record is from RefSeq and is a predicted model, not a curated record.
UUGGACACUCUUAAGGGUAACUCUUAAGAUGUCAUUGGAUUAGCUGUUGAGCAUCUGCCUUCGGCCAUUUCCAGUCGCACACCAACACCUUGAGAGCCGAACCUGAUUUACAGGACUCUCGAGGGAGCUGUCUUCAUGGUGCGGUUUCAUAACUUCAUUCUUUAUGAUGAAGAUUGUAAGGAUAUUACAUCUGCCACUGCUUUUUGUGUUUGUACACCCCUGCCUCGCUCAUGCCGACUUUGCCCCUCAUUUCUACGACAAUGGACCCUACAUCUACAAUGGGAACCUGGCCCUGUUUAGCCUCUCAGAGGAUACAGCUGUUGGUACACAGAUCUAUUGUCUCAAUGGCACGGACCCCGAGGGGCAGGAUGUGAGGUAUGGUCUUUCCUUUGACCCGGGGUCUAAAGAAUACUUCAGGAUUGACCCCAAAUCCGGAAACAUCACAUUGGUGGAACAGCUGGAUAGAGAAAAAGAAGAUUCUAUUGAUGUUCUAGUUAGCAUCACAGACGGGCAAAGCAGGGUAGUGGAAAGAGUCACAGUAUUUGUAAUGGAUGCAAACGAUGAAAAACCUGAAUUUCAAAACAUGCCAGCAAUAAUUGACGUCCUGGAAACAACUGAGUCUGGCAUCAGCAUCUACAAAGUAGAAGCAGUGGACAAAGACACCGGCUCAGGAGGCUCAGUCACCUACUUCCUUCAGAAUCCCCAGUUCACUUUGUUCGCCAUUGACAGACAUAGUGGUGUCCUCCGUGUCAGAUCUGGGGAAACGUUGGACUAUGAAAAGACAAAGACACACUUUGUCACUGUCAUUGCAAAGGAUGGUGGGGGUAAUUAUAAUGGCAAGGAGCAGUUCAUGUCGUCUUCUGCUACCCUGACGAUCAAUGUGAUCGAUGCACAGGACACGCCGCCAUCUUUUAUCGGGACACCGUAUUUCGGCUACGUUUAUGAAAUCUCAGAGCCAGGAUCUGAAAUAUUCACUGUUCUUGCCAAAGAUGGCGAUGUGGGAAACUCAAAUCCAAUCAGCUAUUCCUUUGAGGAUGGUGACGACGGUGUUUUUAGCAUAAAUAAAACAACUGGUUGUAUCACACUACUGACUCCCUCCAAGUAUCUGAAGAGAGAAAUCUUUAACAUUAAAGUCAAGGCCUCUGAAGUAAGUCCUGAAGGCAGACUCAUGGACUAUGGGGUGACCACGGUGGUGAUCCGUGUGGUGGACCUGAACAAUAAUCCCCCCACUUUCUACGGAGAGAACGGCCCUCAGAACAUGUUUGAGUUGACCAUGUAUGAGCAUCCGCCCGAGGGCGAGAUACUGCGGGGGCUGAAAAUUACUGUCAACGACUCCGAUCAGGGUGCGAAUGCUAAAUUUAACCUUAGACUGAUUGGACCGGGAAGGAUGCUGCGGGUCGUCCCGCAGACUGUCCUCAAUGACGCCCAGGUCACGAUCUUAGUAGAAGACUCUGCUGCCAUGGACUACGAGAAAUACCACUUCCUCACAUACAAGCUACUUGCAGUUGAGAUCGAUACGCCGGAGAGAUUCAGUGCCACAGCGGACAUCGUCAUUCAUCUCCUGGACACAAACGAUAAUGCUCCUAAAUUCUCCUCCGAUUACUACAUCGCCAGAAUUCCAGAAAACUCACCCGGUGGCUCCAAUGUGGUGUCUGUGACGGCAACAGACCCUGACUCAGGACUUUGGGGAGAUGUGAAGUACUCCAUCUAUGGAUCAGGGGCUGACUUGUUCCUGAUCCAGCCUACAUCUGGGAUCAUCUACACACAGCCGUGGGCGAGCCUAGAUGCGGAGGUGAAGUCCAAGUAUAACUUCUAUGUAAAGGCAGAGGACGCGGAAGGGAAGUACAGCCUGGCUGAGGUCUUUGUGACUGUGUUGGACCUGAAUGACCACCCGCCCGCAUUCAAUGACAACUUCCUGGAGAAGACGAUGGUGAUUGGAGCGCCAGUGAAAAUAGAGGCUGUAGACGAGGAUGCAGAAGUGCCAAACAACGUUAUCGAGUACGCCAUCAUGAAAGCCGAGCCGGACAACAACAUCUUCGAUAUCGACACCGACACGGGGGAGAUCGUGCUCAAGUCCUACAUCAAGUCCAUGGCCAUCAUUCAGAACAUCACCAAGCAGAGGGACUGCACCUGGUCGCUGGUGGUGCAGGCCCGGGACCGCGGCCAGCCGUCCUUCAGCACCACUGCGGUCAUCAAGAUCGACAUCACUGAAGCCACCCAACUCAGUGGGGGGCCUUUGGGAUCAUUUUUGAUGCACAAUAGAAACAAGCCUUUGCAAAUCCUAGGCAUGCUUGCUGGUUUCAUUAGUCUCAUGGUCGUAGUCACAGUCAUCAUCUCCACUGCGACAUUCAUGCGCAACAAAAAGUCCAACCGGAUCCUGCCUAACCGUCGCGUGAGGAGGAGACAACCAACGCAGCCCUGGAACAUCAGAAACCCCUUCAAGGUCCUAGAAACCCCCGGAGAGAAAUUCAGAGUGCAAGAGGAAGUGCCGGAGGUCGUCGUGGAGAACGUCAACUAUAACAACAAUGUGAGCGAUGUGGUGAGGCAGUGGCCUCCGCCCCCUCGCGCCCCAUCUCUGCCCCCUCCGCCACCCGCUUACAUCCCGGGGGAGAGGCAGUGGGCGGUACCGACCAUCUCAGCGACCGUGGCCCCCAAACCGAGAAAGAAGGCGUACAUGAACAGACGGGACACCGUGAACUCAGCGCUGGUCUCAGAGCUCAAGAUGAGACUGGAGCAGAAGAGGAUGCUGAAACAUUGAUAUUGCUCAACAAAAAUGUUUAAGUAGAAUUUAUUAGCUGUCUUUGAACGACUUUUAUUGGGAGAUUCAAUCUGCCCUGUUGCCAUGACAAUGAGAAUGUUUCCAACUGGACAUUUUGUCCCAGAGCUUGAAGGUCUCUUCGUCGACAAAAUCUAGAAGCUCUGGAAGAGAUGCUAAAUGGACCUUGAGACUGUUUUUUCGACAGAUCUUUUCAAGGUCAAGAAUGAACUGUGUGUGUGUGUGUGUGUGUGUGUGUGUGUGUGUGUGUGUGUGUGUGUGUGUGUGUGUGUGUGUGUGUGUGUGUGUGUGUGCGUGUGCGUGUGUUUGUAUCUGCGGAUGUGAGUGAGUGUGUGUUUUCAGUAAGAUGAAAUACACUGAAACAGCUUAAAUCCUAGUGUAUCAACAAUGUGAUUUUGUGUGUUGCCUGUUUCAAAAAAGUCAUCCAUCACCAUAAAUUGUUUUCUUUUCAGUCUCUGUGUCAUUCCGGGGCGGAUAAAUCUCACCUUUUGAACCAUUUGUUGACACACUGGUGGCUUAAAGUUCCUCACCCUUCCUAUCUCAUGUCGGGAAGGAAGUCAUUCAGAUUCCAACAAGCACGACUGUUUAUUUGGGAUCCAACCAAGCUCCUUACGAGAGAUUUCAUGACAGUUGAAUUAACUAAAGGGAUCAGCCGUGGGGUUGUGAACCAAAGUGGUCGUGCUAGGAAGAUCUUUAAUCCUUCUGCACAGGUGUAACUGCACUGUUUAGACUCCUGUUGUACAGCCGCCAUGAUACUUUUAUUUUACGAUUGAAAGGGCUGCAUCCAAUUUG